ACAACGCUUACGACGGCGGCGGCGACGAGGGCAGCGAGCAACGCGGCCAGGAUACUGACCUCGGGUAUUAUAACUGAGCAUUCAUCACAGGUACAGACUUGAACAUCACCCACAACACCACCACAAACACAACAUUCACCACUAUGAGCUCGUCGUCGACACCAACACCACCAGAUGGCUACAAGCCUGAGCUCAUGUCCCUCGGGACAGAGUGUCACCACGACGCGUGCCACCUGCACGACUUUCUGCCAUUCAGCUGCCCAGCAUGCAUGCUCGCCUUCUGCCAAGACCACUUCCUGCCCAGCCACCACACCUGCACCGCGCCGCUCCCGGCCUCAAUGGUCGACCGCAUCGCGCCAACCUGCCCGCUGUGCAACGAGGUUGUCUCGUCCACCGGCCACCGGGGCCCAAAUCACGCCGUCGAGGCACACAUCAUGAGCGGGACAUGCACCGGCAUGGAGGGCGGCGAGGCGCGCAAGAAGGCGCUGCUCAAGGCGAGAAAGGACCGCGGCGAGGUGUGCUUCCGCCGCGGGUGCACCAAGGUGCUGGUCGUGCCCAUGGCCUGCGGAACCUGUACGCACAAGUUCUGCCCGUCGCACCGCAGCGCGCAGAGCCACAGCUGUACGCCCACGCCGGUCGGCUCGCCUGCCCCAGCACAACAGCAGGGCGCCGGCAAGAGCGCCAUGUCGCGCCUGCUGCAGUCUUCGUCGUCCAGCUCGUCGUCCAAGCCUGCCGCCAAGCCUAUCGCCGCGCCCAAGCCCCAGCAGCCGCCAUCACAGCCCGUAUCGGCCCAGCUCGAGGCGCGCGCCGCGGCCGCCCAGGCGGCGCUGAAGCGUGCUGGCCAGGACGCCAAGGUGCCGUUCGUCAAGACCAAGACGGAGAAACGCGCCGACGCAGAACUCCAGUCCACGAUCAAGUCGCUCAAGGCGCGCCACGACAAGGGAUUACUGACCAAGGCCGAGCAGGUGAGAUAAGCCGCCCACCCGCCGCGCGGCCCGCCUGAUCGCCCAGCUCCGAUACGCCGAGCUCGUGGGGCAGCAAGAGUCGUCAAGACGCAAAGGUGGCAGUGGGGGAGGCAAAGACAAGGACUGUAUCAUAGCGUAGAGUAGAGUACAAGUAGUCAUGGCAUAUUCAUUAUUACGACGUCGUGAGGGGGUAUUGUGUGACAGGGUAGCUGCGGCGGCGGUGUUUGCAGCGCCAGGAGCUAGGGGUAGGUACAUGCAACUGGUCAUCUCGAGAACAGGGUAUACUCUAGCGCAAGGGGUCUACGACCGCAGGCUUGGAGGAGAAGUAACACCGCCAGGGCGAUGUUGGGCAUGUUCCUCAACUCUGGCUGCAAUGCGCCUUGCAUGCGUGAUGUGAGCGUGUUGCGAAUGGCGCGGGUGGGCGGUGUGGCCGGCAGUGGUGGUGGGCUCUGUGGUGCUGCAGCAGACGCCGGGCUCUCAAACCCUGGUCGCGUCGUGCGCUCCUGCACCAUGUAUCCGCGGAGACGGGCCUCGAUAAAGUCGAACUGCGACUUGAUGAGCACGAGGUCGUGCUCUGCGCGCGUCUUGUCGCGCUCUGCGGCCGCCUGGCGGAGCUCGGCGACCUCGAGCUGCGCAUCGCGCACGUUCACCUGGCGCUCGAGGACAGCGGCGCGGUGCUGCGCGACGGCGAGCUGGCCCUCGACAGUGACGCGGCGGUAUAUCUCGCGCGCGACCUUGCGGUCGGCCGCCUCGCGGCGCGCCACCUCGCGCUCAAAGAGCACCAGCAGCGGGCCGUGGUUCCCGAUCGUGACGCCCUCGGGCACCGUGUCCAGCAUGUCCUGCAGCGCUUGGAUCAUCUCGUCUGACGCGCUGCCCGCGUGCGAUGCAGACUGGUGCGACAUGAGCUCCUGCUGCGCGCGCGCCGUGCUCAGCCACGACGACGGGAGCUGCGUCUUGGCCGGCGGCGUCGGGGGCGGGGACGAUGCCGCAGGGGAGGGCGAUGAGGGCGGCCGUG
This is a messenger RNA of Vanrija pseudolonga, 1980 nucleotides long. Its product is annotated as AN1-type zinc finger protein 2B. Gene Ontology annotation, molecular function: zinc ion binding. Gene Ontology annotation, cellular component: cytoplasm. Bases 144 to 974 code for a protein of 276 amino acids. The record is from RefSeq and is a predicted model, not a curated record. The transcript is spliced from 5 exons. NCBI's taxonomy places the organism in Eukaryota, Fungi, Basidiomycota, Tremellomycetes, Trichosporonales, Trichosporonaceae.